Messenger RNA from Symsagittifera roscoffensis, 2481 nucleotides. RefSeq names its product UDP-GalNAc:beta-1,3-N-acetylgalactosaminyltransferase 1-like. Gene Ontology annotation, cellular component: Golgi membrane. Lineage: Eukaryota; Metazoa; Xenacoelomorpha; Acoela; Convolutidae. The coding region runs from base 455 to 1870 and encodes 471 amino acids. The transcript has a single exon. The record is from RefSeq and is a predicted model, not a curated record. Gene Ontology annotation, molecular function: hexosyltransferase activity.
AAUUCAUUUUAAAAACGCCAAUUUUUUCGCUUAAUUGGAAGCUUCAAACUAAAUUGAAAUCAUUACUGUCGCUUUAUUGAUUUGGUGACUGAAGAAAUCUAUAUACUAGUUUUGUUUCAACGUGUUUUUUGGCACAUUUUCUACCAUAUAAAUUAAAUAUUCACAAAGCAUCAUUAGAAAAUUGUGAGCUAAGUGCGUAUCAGUCUUUUCAAGCUUAUACAUUUUAUGAAAAAGUGCUUUUCUCAAGAAUAAAUUGUUUACUAAUCCCACAAGCAUUCAAAAAUAGCUCCAUUGCUUUCCAUUUUAUUCAAGCUUAUAUUUACUUUUGCUGAUUUCCAAAACAUUUAAUCUCUUUGUUAUACUUUAGUACCAAUUGUUCUUGAAAGCUGCAGUAAAAAAACUAUCAAACCUCAAGAAACUGAGCCGAAAUCUUACAGAAAACGCAAUAUAAAAUAUGCUUCAAGUGCAAUUUAAUCGUUUUAAAAUCCGUUCCAAGCGGUGCAAAAACAGUCAUGAUUUCCAAAAAACGCACGUGGCUGGAAUUUUUAACGAAGACAUCAUUUCAUCCGCGAGCGGAUCAGAACUAAACUCCUCUCUUCCUGUAGUGCCGCGGAAGCAUCGCACCUCGCCUUUUUUCACCAUGCCUCACUUUUCCCAAAGGUUCAUCAUGCACGUCAAAAGUCGCCUUAGAUGUGUGCUUUUAAUUCUAUUUGUCUACUUUUUACUAUGUAUUGCAAUCAUUCAAUUUCCGAACCCAAGUCAUAUCGAAGCUAUUGCGUUAUACUCGAAACAAGAAAUAAAUUACGACAACAUCCCCGAGGCGUUCAAAGACAUGCACGAGGCGAGAGCCCAAACGCCGCCUCCAGCUUCAUUUUUCGGGAAAAAAAUAUCGGACGAACUCGGUAAAAAUGCCUUCUAUCUGAUCCAAAAUCCAACUAAGUGCCAAAAUAUAGACAACAAAGUAAAUAACUCGGACGAAAGUGCAAAACAAGUUCUGAUUUUUGUCUCGUCAAAACCCGAGAACUACGAAGCUCGUCAAGCAAUCCGAACGACUUAUGCUAAAAAGGGAAAAUUAAAAAACGUUUUAUUUACGGUCAUGUUUUUGAUUGGAAUGAAAAAUACAACGGAAAACAAGGAAAGUGUUUCAAAGCUGGAAGCUGAAAAUAAAAUCCACGAAGACAUGAUUGUCGGAAACUUCCAAGACAACUAUCGGUCGAUGACUUCUAAAACGAAGAUGGCUUUUCAUUGGUUUGUCUGGAACUGCCCGAACGCCGACAUAGUUUUAAAGGCCGACGACGAUGUGUAUAUAGUAUAUUCAAACUUGUAUAAAGUAGUAGCAAACUUAGAACCGGUUUCCAUUUUUGGUUAUUGUACCACAAAUCGAUCGUUUGUAAGCCGAAAUCCACGAGAGAGCUCUUACGUCUCGUAUCUGGAAUGGUCGGAGCCUACGGUGCCUCGUUACUGUUUUGGAAUGGCCUACGGAAUGGAUAAUUACUUGGCGAAGUUAAUUUACCAAACGUCCAGUAGAAUUAAUCAGUUUCCUCUUGAAGACAUUUUUGUUGGAGUUGCAAUCGAAGCUUCCAAAAUUAGAGUUCGUUUUGAAUACUUGAAUUCCAAAUAUGCCUUGCACGCAGGUCAAAUUGCGUUCGGCCUACGUUAUUGUAACAGGAAAAAUUCAAUUGCUAUUCAUCAAUUGACUCCUUCAGAGUUGAAUUUUGUUCACCAAGAGUUUACGAAAGGACAGGCAACGCCUGAUUAUUGCAACAGUUUUCCGAAAGAUCGCCUUGAAAUUGUUCCUAACAACUCAGCUCUUAUUUAUGAUGAAAGCAGACGUCUGAAAAAUGGCAGUUUCGAUGAAAACCUGGAAUAAAAAAAAGAACACAGUCUAAAACAAAAACUCUUUGACUUUUUUCCUACCCCACACGGAUUUUUUUCAGGAGCUAUUGGUGUUACAAGCUUAAAAGCAUGGAGAGCAAGUGCGUUCAAAAUUGAUUGAAAAUUAUUUUUAAAAGACCCCUUUCCAGUUUCCCACCCCCUGGUAUAUAAUGGUAUAUAAUUACAAAAUAAAGCAGUUCAAAAGUUGUUCACACAGAAUUUUGCAUGUAAAAAAUGUUGUAAGAAUUUGUUCACCUGUUCACGCUGACACGUUUUGAAGCAGUUUAUAACAAUAAAGUUAAUUUUAAAUAGACUUCCGUAAAUUGAAAUUCAGAAAAAAAUGAAAGGGGGGACUGGAAAAGAGCCGAUUAAGUUAACAAAUUGUCAAGCAAUGUGAACAAAUGUCUUUGAUCAUAAAAAUCUCAGUUGGGGGAAACGGUUAAAGAGCCGAAAAGCCAGGUGCUGAAAUAAUAAUCAUAUCAAGCAGUUCCACAUAGUUUCAUAGUUUUUAAAUAUUUAAACAUAUCUCUGUUUCGAUUUAUAUUCUAUAAAUGAAUAUUUUUGUCUUGUCUCUUUCCUUUAACCAAUAAAACUUAUCUUCUUGAA